CUCAGAGAUCAAAAGCUAGUUUUAUUAAACAUUAAUUGAUCUUAACAGUAAUCAGAUUCUGUUCAGGUUCUGUUCUGGUUCUGUUCAGAUCCAAACAGCCCAGUCUCUUUCACAGUGGAUGUUCUUUCCCACAGUCCCUCUGGGACCCGGUCCAACCUUCAGACCUUCAGUUAACUCCUCACUGGUUCUUUUCUCCCUCUGAAGCUCGUAUUUACGGUCCGUGAGACGUGACCUGAACGCAGCAUUAUCCACAGCAUUAUGGUGGUCGUCACGGUAACUGCCCUGUGUGUUGUGUCCCCGUGAGAAAGACCGAGGUGGCCAAUCAGAGCGCAGCAGACCCUCCAAACCCCACAGCAGAGAAUAAAAGGAAAGUUUGGAGCUCGCUGUGGAAGAUGAAGCACGGCAUUCUGGGAGGACAGACUGAUCCUGACAGUCAGCAGGGAGGGAACACUGGCCCAUAAGAGCCUCACACCUGUCACAGGUAACGCACAGCAGCCGUCAAUCAAAGCCUGGACCCACCUCCUUAAAUCAGCCGAACACUAUAGCAAGUGUGUCGACUGGCGCUGACUGACAGCAUCCAGUAUGAAGCUGUACAGGACGUGGCUGCUGCUGGUCCUGCUGGUCUGGCUCGUCCUCUUCCUGUCCCUGCUCUGUCACUUCUUGGACCUCAGGUCGUCAUCACCGCUUUGGUCCAGGUCGGCUGCUAAGUCCAGACUCACCUGGACCGAAACCCGCCGCCUGGUCUCCCAGAGGGGGUCCCUGAGACCUGCUGGACAGGAGGAAAAGGACUGGAGGAGACGGAGGACUGACUACAGGUCCAGGUCUAAGGUCUACUCCAGGUCCAAGUCUCUGGAGAUCCUGCAGAGACUCUGGACCGGGAACCUGUCAGUGGGGAUGCUGAGCCCUCGUCUCCAGAAGGUUCUGAAGGUCCAGCUGAGCUUUAACAGGCACCAAGUGACGUACGGUGGUCUAAGGGGGGGGCGCAGGUCUGGUCUGCAGCUGUACUGUGAGUUAAAAAGGAGGACCAGGAUCCGGACCGUGGACGGGACAGAGGAGCCGUUCUCCGGUCUGGGCUGGGCCCGUCUGGUGCCUUCACUGCCCCUGCAGGAGCUCCAGACAUCUCAGUAUAGGACAUGUGCUGUGGUGACGUCAGCCGGAGCCAUCCUGAACUCCUCACUGGGGAUGGAGAUUGAUUCCCAUGAUGCAGUUCUUCGCUUCAACGCCGCUCCCACCAAAGGCUUCGAGAGAGAUGUGGGGACAAAGACUACAAUCCGCAUCAUCAACUCCCAGAUCAUGGCUCGGCCCAAACAUCACUUCAACAGCAGCUCGUUGUAUCAGAACGUCACUCUGCUGGUCUGGGAUCCGGCUCCGUACUCCUUCAACCUGACCAAGUGGUUCGAGAAGCCGGACUUCGAUCUGUUCUCUGCAUACGUUGAACGGCGUCGCCUCCGACCUGAGCAGCCGUUCUACAUCCUCCACCCAGGAUUUAUCUGGAGCUUGUGGGACCUGAUUCAAGACCACACCGAGGACCGGAUCCAGCCAAACCCACCCUCGUCAGGGUUCACAGGUCUCCUGUUGAUGAUGUCACUGUGUGGUGAGGUCAGCGUGUACGAGUUCAUCCCGUCCAUCCGCAGAACCGACCUGUGUCAUUACUAUGAGCGUUACCACGACGACGCCUGCACGCUGGGCGCCUACCACCCUCUGCUGUACGAGAAGCUGCUGGUCCAGAAGAUCAACCAGAGUCCACCAGACCAGCUGAAGAGGGGCAAGGUCACGCUGAGGGGGUUCAGCACAGUCCAUUGUGGACCAUGAUCAGAGGGGGUUCAGCACGGUGGACCACGAUCAGAGGAGUUUAGGACGGUCCACUGUGAACCACAAUCAGAGGAGGUUCAGGACGGACCACUGUGGACCAAGAUCAGAGGAGUUCAGGACGGUCCACUGUGAACCACAAUCAGAGGAGGUUCAGGAUAGUCCACUGUGGACCACGAUCAGAGGAGUUCAGGACGGUCCACUGUGGACCAGGAUCAGAGGGGGUUCAGUACGGUCAACUGUGGACCAGGAUCAGAGGAGUUCAGGACAGUCCACUGUGGACCACGAUCAGAGGAGGUUCAGGACGGACCACUGUGGACCAAGAUCAGAGGAGUUCAGGACAGUCCACUGUGAACCACGAUCAGAGGGGGUUCAGGACGGACCACUGUGGACCAGGAUCAGAGGGGGUUCAGCACGGUCAACUGUGGACCACGAUCAGAGGGGGUUCAGCACGGUCCACUGUGAACCACGAUCAGAGGGGGUUCAGCACGGUCCACUGUGGACCAGGAUCAGAGGGGGUUCAGCACGGUCCACUGUGGACCACGAUCAGAGAGGUUCAGGACGGUCCACUGUGGACCACGAUCAGAGGGGUUCAGCACGGUCCACUGUGGACCACGAUCAGAGGGGUUCAGGACGGUCCACUGUGGACCACGAUCAGGGGGGGUUCAGAAUGGUCCACUGUGGACCACGAUCAGAGGGGGUUCAGGACGGUCCACUGUGGACCAGGAUCAGAGGGGUUCAGCAUGGUCCACUGUGGACCACGAUCAGAGGGGGUUCAGAAUGGUCCACUGUGGACCAGGAUCAGAGGGGUUCAGCACGGUCCAUUGUGGACCACGAUCAGAGGGUUUCAGGACGCUCUGAUUGGUCAUGACAGUUGGUCAUAAUUCUAAUUGGUUAAUGUGUUGUUACCACGGUGAUUCAGAGAACGACACGUUUCCUGUCAGCGUGUUGAACUGUCAAGUAAAAUAAGUUCAAACCAAA
Larimichthys crocea (large yellow croaker) is the source of this 2790-nucleotide messenger RNA. RefSeq names its product beta-galactoside alpha-2,6-sialyltransferase 2. The transcript has 5 exons. The record is from RefSeq and is a predicted model, not a curated record. Gene Ontology annotation, cellular component: Golgi apparatus. NCBI's taxonomy places the organism in Eukaryota, Metazoa, Chordata, Actinopteri, Sciaenidae. Gene Ontology annotation, biological process: sialylation. Bases 583 to 1812 code for a protein of 409 amino acids. Gene Ontology annotation, molecular function: beta-galactoside alpha-2,6-sialyltransferase activity.